Messenger RNA from Ictalurus punctatus (channel catfish), 2772 nucleotides. It is a transcript of the gene cldn11b, whose product is annotated as claudin 11b. The coding region runs from base 243 to 896 and encodes 217 amino acids. Gene Ontology annotation, molecular function: structural molecule activity. Gene Ontology annotation, cellular component: plasma membrane; bicellular tight junction. The record is from RefSeq and is a predicted model, not a curated record. The transcript is spliced from 3 exons. Gene Ontology annotation, biological process: cell adhesion; bicellular tight junction assembly. Lineage: Eukaryota; Metazoa; Chordata; Actinopteri; Siluriformes; Ictaluridae.
CAUUAUUAUAAUAUUUUGUAUAAUUUUUCUGGACUCGGUGCUGAAAGUGUGUUCUGUGUGUGUUCUGACCUGAAGAACCAUGACACUUGAAUAAAUAGAGAAGAAGAAGAAGAUCAACUGCGUCACCACUAAAGCUGUAGAUUCUGCGCUGAAGAUCUGAAGAACAUCUCAGACUUUCAGGAGUUUUAUUUUUCGAAGUGUGUGUGUGUGUGUGUGUGUGUGUGUGUGUGAUAUUCAGCAUCAUGUCUCAGAGCUGUCGCUUGCUGUGCGGUUUCUUUCUGAGCUGCUCGGGAUGGAUCUGUCUCAUCAUCGCCACCUCCACUAACGACUGGGUGAUCACCUGCAGCUUCGGCCUGCACACCUGCGUGAAGAUGGACGAGCUGGAGUCCAAAGGUUUAUGGGCCGAGUGUAUGAUUUCUACAGCGGCGUAUCACUGUGCGGCUCUCAACCAGAUCCUCACUUUACCUGCAUACAUCCAGACGUCUCGGGCGCUCAUGGUGUCUGCGUCACUCCUCGGCCUCCCAUCGGUGCUGCUGGCGCUCUUGGCCACGCCAUGUGUCAGACUGGGUGACGAGAGCGAUGGAACCAAACAGAAACGCGCUCUGUUAGGGGGAAUCCUCACUCUGAUCAUGUCGGUCUGUGGUUUGGUGUCGACGGUGUGGUUCCCGAUCGGAGCGCACCAUGAAGACGGCCUGCUGUCGUUCGGGUUCUCUCUGUACGCUGGAUGGUUGGGUUCUGCCCUCUGUUUCCUCGGGGGUUCGGUUCUGACCUGCUGCUCGGGAGGCAACAAUGCUCCGGCUCAACGCCCUGAAAAGCGCUUCUACUACUCCAAACAGAGCGGAAUCACCGACUCGGUCCAGGCCACAAACAAUCACGCCAAGAGCGCUCACGUCUGAGAGCGGAGACCUGAACUGGAACGGACUUCAAACAGAGAGGAAUGGUUUAUUGCUCUCAUUUCUCAUUCUCUCUCUCUCUCUCUCUCUCUCUCUCACACACACACACACACACACACACACAGAAACAUGGGGGAUUUUCCAUUCUGAGAUACGAGCAAAGCACAACUUCUACUCAAAACAAUAUUUAUUCCAGUCUGGAUGAGAUGUUUUGUCUCAGCAUGGACCUAGAAUUCGAGGCCAAGAUAAAAAAAAAAAAAAUCUCCCUGUAAUCUGUUCUCUUUGUUCUUUUUCUUUUUAAGUGGUUUUCAGGAGUGCUGAAAGUUUUCUUUUAUUCCUAAUUCAUCUCAGUCUGUGCUCAAUCAUCUGCUCUGGUUAGAAAGCAUGCGAUUUUUUUUUAAAAAAGAAAUAAAAUCAGUCCAUCUGACACGCAGACGGCAGACAGGCAGGAAGCCAGAGGUGCAGUAAGGCCAGGUGUCUUCUCCAUGUUUUUUCCUGUAAAGCUCUUCACGCUUUCCUGCUCAGGAUCCCUCAGGAAAUCUGCAGACUCAAAGCGAGGACACCUUCAAUAGUGACAGCCGUUUUUCGUACGUCCUUCUCUCGUGUGGUUCAUUAACGAUAUUUCUGUCAUGUUUAACGAACCCUUUCUUUUGCUUUGUUGCUCUCGCAGGGCACGGAAUACGUAACACUAUUCAGAAAGCAGUUUUGAAAGAAGAAUAGACGUGUGAAACAUGACGUAUUCACAGGGAGACGUUCUAUAAACAGACUCUUAUAUAAAUCCUUUCAUCUUUUCUCAUCUUUUUAUUUGAGAUAUAUCACUCUGGAUGGGAUUGGGUGUAAGCGGGGUUAAUCAUACUCUGUGUCUCGAGUCCGUAAAUUUUAUGCUGAAAUAUAUUCAUGACAUAAAAACAUAUAGCAGAAACACUGAGGAAAACAACAACAACAUACAAGCCAAGUAUUCAAAGAAAUAACUCGAGAUCAACAUCGCAGGAUAUUUUGAAAAGGAAUUUUAAUGUAUUCAGGAAAUAAUAAUAAUAAUAAUAAUAAUAAUAAUAAUAGUAAUAUUUCUAUACACUGAGCCUUUAAAAUAAAACACAAACUCGGCAGAACAGUCGUAGUGUCUUUUCACUAUACACCAUCUACAGUACAUUCCUUCUACACGCUUAGAACUGACGGUUCUUCAAGAGUUCUCUACAUAAUUCAACCUUUUUUUCUUGGAAACCUUUCUGAUGAUUUGUAUUAGAGUUUUACUUAGUACCUUUAAUGAUCUUAUCACACAGACAACCGAGGAUUCCUUAAAGGUUCUACAUUUUGUAAAAUAAAAUAAGGGAAAACUAAAGUGUGUGUGUGUGUGUGUGUGUGUGUGUGUGUGUGUGUGUGUGUUCCAUGUGGACCCUGAUUUUGUCUCUAUGUAACAGGUUUGAUGAAAGAUUCUUUGGAAACUUAAGGGUUCUUGCCUUCAUAAAGGGGAUCAAUUCUUCUUGGACCCCUUUCUGAUAAGAAAGCACUUUGUUGUAGGGUUCUACAUAGAACCUUUAAAGGUUUUCCCAGAGGAACAAUCGAAGUACCAUUAAAGGUUCUACAUUUUCUAAGAGUGUAUAAAAUGGAAGAACUAAAGCGUGUGUGUGUGUGUGUGUGUGUGUGUGUGUGUGUGUUUUGUUCCAGGUGGACUCUGAUUUUAUCACUCUGGAACAUGAAAUGAGAACACACACACACAAAGAGGAACUAGUGACACAAACCAAAGAACAUUUAAAUGUUCUAGAAUUACCUUUUUCUUUAAAGAGUGUGCAUGUAUCGGACUGAAUGUCUGUAUAGGGAUUUCAAUAUUAUGAUAUUUCCUGUAAAAAUAGUAUAUUAUAAUAAAUUAUUCUUUACUUUA